AUAAAACUGUCGUACGACCGAGAAAAUCUCCCUUUGCGCUUAAUAGGUAUAUUACUAUUGUUCAGUUUUGUUAUUAAACAUUAAUAAUGAGUGACAGAAAAGAGGAAAACGAGGAGAAAAAUGAGUCCGGUGUUGGCUGGAUGGUUGCUGCGGGCGUUGCAAUUGGUGCUGCUGCAUCGGCAAUUGGCUAUAUUGUUGGUAAAAAUUCUAGUCAAGGUUCACAAUGUAAUGAAACCAGUAGCACAAGACAACAGCCUUCCCAAUCGCAAAAAUACCGCAGCCAAGUGUCGACGUGCGAGAAAUGUGCAAUCUGCCUAGACGACAUGGACGUUGCAGUUCUGCCUUGCAGACACACCUUCCACGGGAAAUGUGUCAAUCAAUGGCUCACAGAGAAUGGGACCUGCCCAACUUGCAGGACCCCUGUGCGUAAAAUGCAAUAAAAUACAUUGAUUUCUAUAGAACCAGCUAGAACCGCUAGUCAGCGUCAAUAUGGCGGAAA
Papilio machaon (common yellow swallowtail) is the source of this 499-nucleotide messenger RNA. RefSeq names its product E3 ubiquitin ligase BIG BROTHER-related. NCBI's taxonomy places the organism in Eukaryota, Metazoa, Arthropoda, Insecta, Lepidoptera, Papilionidae. The record is from RefSeq and is a predicted model, not a curated record. Gene Ontology annotation, molecular function: ubiquitin protein ligase activity; zinc ion binding. The coding region runs from base 87 to 440 and encodes 117 amino acids. The transcript has 2 exons. Gene Ontology annotation, biological process: ubiquitin-dependent protein catabolic process.